Molecule: messenger RNA, 333 nt
Organism: Sphenostylis stenocarpa
Lineage: Eukaryota; Viridiplantae; Streptophyta; Magnoliopsida; Fabales; Fabaceae
Source: the annotation of a GenBank genome assembly
AUGAGAUCAUCACCUCAUGCUGCAAAUUUUGAAGUUGAUGGCUGCGUGUUUGAGUUUACAAAGAAAGGAGGAAAGAGGAGGGAUGUUCCUAAAGUGAGUUGUUGCCCCCUUGAGGAGCGGUGGGUGAUGGCUUUGGACUCUGUUGGUGGGGCAGCCAAGGAGUUCAUUUGCCACUUGUCUCUUUGUGUGAGAGCCCACUGGGCCAGAUGGUUUAGGGAUAAAGCAGUGGUUAUCAACAACAAUUCUGGGCUUAUAAGUCUUUCUAUUGUUGUUGAGGCAUCUGCUCAGAAUCACGCAAAGGAGCUGCAAGGAUCUUUUUCAUUGUUGAGGUGA